AUGGCAACAGGUGUUUUUAAAUUAUCAGCAUAUUGUCGGCACUUAAAGGAAAAACAGUGCUUAGCAAUGUCAAUGACUAUACGUGAAAAAUAUAAUAAUUCAAUUAAUAACGGAAAUUCUGCAAAUCGAUCAAAUAGUUCUUCGUCAAAACGAACUCGGUCACCACCAAGACACACAACUUUGAACACAAAAGAAAAUGUCUUAAAAAAGAGCAAAUCAUCAUCUUCAUCGUCAUAG
Rotaria socialis is the source of this 237-nucleotide messenger RNA. NCBI's taxonomy places the organism in Eukaryota, Metazoa, Rotifera, Eurotatoria, Philodinida, Philodinidae. The record is from the annotation of a GenBank genome assembly.